This is a messenger RNA of Lithohypha guttulata, 639 nucleotides long. RefSeq lists its product as uncharacterized. Bases 1 to 639 code for a protein of 212 amino acids. Lineage: Eukaryota; Fungi; Ascomycota; Eurotiomycetes; Chaetothyriales; Trichomeriaceae. The transcript has 2 exons. The record is from RefSeq and is a predicted model, not a curated record.
AUGCCUGGAUCUCCAGCACGCAUGAGUCCACUGCCGUCAACGUUCACUACCCUCACCAAACCUCCCGAUACUACUAUUGAGGAUACCCCAGCUCACACAGAAUCCCACAACUGUAAUGGUUACACCGACCUUGAGCAUCCUCUUGUUGGCCGUCCUGGUUAUCCUUGCAACGAGACAGAACCAAUGCAUCUGCCUGGCACUACUGCGGAGCCACACGUUCCAGGACGCUUCUCACCUCAUCCUUCUCCUACUGACUCAACAUCCAUAAAUCCUGCCACAGUCCAGGACAAGCGACAAUGUGAUCCCAACAACAAUGGAUGCUCCACAUGCUCUGAGUGUUGUGUUUUCAAGCUCAGCAUUUUCGACUGUGACACUGCUAUCUUCCACUCUCAGCUCGUGGUCAAGGCCGAUACACAAUGCCGUGAUAUCACAACCAUAUUCGGCAAUGACCCUGCGAUAAUGAUAUCUGAGUGUACGGGCUGGUUUGACACUUGCUAUAUCUAUUGGCGAGCGGGUUGUCGGCAGGAGGACCUCGGAACAGCCAAAACCAUCAAGAAUGUGGCCGGACAGUGUAUCAGCUUCGGUCAGUUUCCAUUUGGCAGCAUCAAAUGCUUCGGUGAGGGAUCCGGUGGUCCAUGA